This is a messenger RNA of Heterotrigona itama, 2305 nucleotides long. Lineage: Eukaryota; Metazoa; Arthropoda; Insecta; Hymenoptera; Apidae. The record is from the annotation of a GenBank genome assembly.
AUGUAUAACAAAGCAAAACUUAAACUGCUCGGUAUUAAAUUCGUUGACAAAGCAGAUCAGUGGAUAAGUGAUAACAGGUUCCACCUACCAUCAUGGCGUCCAAGCGUCUCUGACACGUUCUCUAUUUUAUCGAAUAGAACUAUACGAUUUGAACUGAUUGCAAUUUUAAUUUCGAUGUUCAAAUGUUGAUCCUAUACCAUUCGAAUAAAAUUAUUCUUUUUCCAUUUACGUAUAUCGGUUUUAGAAUAAUCAUUAGUUGAAAAUUUUCUGCCAGUAGUAGAACGAACUUACUUGACACACACAUAAAUGUUAAAGCGUAGUUUCUCAAAGUGCACAUAUGUACGUAUGUUGUCAAAUCAGCUGUGAGGAAAAAAAGUAAUAAAAUAUAAUCAGAAUACUUAAAGAUUAAAUGAAACGUAGCUUUGAAAAUUACAUUCCUGUAGCAUUUAUCAAACACGUGCAUAAAUAAUAUUUAUUGUUAUAUCUCUAUUGGCAAACAAAUGAUUUGUUUAUUCUCAAUAAUUUCACAUUUCACAAAGUAUGAUUACAUUGCAUUUAAUAUAUCGAUUACAAUACUUUGAGUAUUUUAUAAAUAUCAAAAUUUUUAUUUGUUUAAAAAAUAAUGUUCUUAGUUAUUUGCACUUUUGACAAUUUCAUUAUUUUUUUCUUGAACACAGUAAUGUGAUAGCAAAAACGAUGAUAAUAAUAAGAAUUUUCGUAUUUUUAUAAUACGCUAUAAACUACAUGUCAUUUCUUAUACUUCUCAUUUAUUUUAUGAUUUUAAAAAGAUGACGUGUAUUUCAAAUUUCUUACUGAAUGAUUGCCCAUGUAGCCUUGAAUUAGUUUCUGAUCCUUCUUCGAAUUCGUUCGACUUGUGUAAUAUACAUGAUCGAUUUAAUUUAGGGCUACGUGUACAUUGAUUUUAGUCAAUAUUUUAUUAUAAACUUGUUUUUAAUUUUACGUAAGUUUGAAAUGCCUGUAAUAUUUUAUGUUCUAAAAUCUCAUUGCACGAAUUAUUACACUGCAAUUUUAAAUUUGUGUCAAAUGCACUAAUGGUUAUUAACAUUUAAAUACAUAUUUAUUUCAAUAUUCUUUUACACUUUAUUUUAAUAUUUUUCUCGUAUACGUUAGUUUAAUAUAUACUUCUUGAUGUUUGGUCUUUCAUUUAUUUAGGUUAUAAUAAAGAAUAUACAAUGUAUUCACAAAUCCAUAUAUUUAAUAUGUAUAUAUUAUUCACAUAGUGUAAAAUAUUUGUAUAAAAUUUGUGAUGUUAAGAAAUAUUUUUCAAAUUAUAAUUCUUUUGAAAUGUAAUUAGUUAACCUUAUAUCUCAUGUUUAUACAUGAUUGUACUUAUUUCAUACAUUGAAUAUUAUUUAAUACAUUCUAUAUAUAAAAUAUUGUAUGUAUUAUUUAUCGUUAUUUUUUUAAAGCUUUAACAAUGGCUGAUCAGUAUGAUAAAUUGUCAUGGAAAGGUAAGUCAGUGAAGUGCAUAGUUUAAUCAUUUAUAACUUUAAAAUUUAAUUUAUUAAUAUUUUGACAUAUUUUUUAAAUUUUUAUAUAUGUAGAAGUAAGAGAACUGUUCAGAACGUGGAGAGAAGAUAGUGAACGAAGAAGUAAAGAUGUAGUUGAUUUAUGGGAAUCUAAAUUAAUGGGAAAAGUUGAUCAACUUGGCAGUGAGAAAUAUCUGGUUUUGGAACAAGUCUGUAUAGCUGCAUUCGAUUGUGCUCGCCAUGAUGUAGCAGAAUAUUGCAUCAAGAUACUAAAAAGAGCAUUUCCUAGCAGUUUAAGAGUCCACAAAUAUUAUGCUAUGCAUCUGGAAGCUUUGGAAUUAUAUGAUGAAGCAUUAGAAGUUUUGGAUUCUAUUAUAAAAAGAGAUGAAACAACUGCAGCACCAAGAAAAAGACGUGUAGCUAUAUUAAAAGCAAAAGGUCGAAUACCAGAAGCUAUUAAAGAGCUUACAGAAUAUUUAAAAAAAUUUAUGAGUGAUCAAGAAGCAUGGCAUGAAUUAUGUGAUCUAUAUUUACAAGAACAAGAAUAUUCUAAGGCUGCAUUCUGUAUGGAAGAACUUAUACUGCAUAAUCCACAUAGUCAUUUAAUUUACCAAAGAUAUGCAGAAAUAAAAUAUUCUCAGGCAACAAAUAAUAUCGCCACAUCACCUAAAUGUCCAUCUCCUAAAAAGAAAGAUGCAAUAAAAUUAAGUGAAUGGGCAGCUAAUCAAAUUGAAAAACAAUAUGAAUCAAAAGUAUCAGAUGAAGAUAUUAAAUCACUGGAAGGAUUACUAGGACAAUUGCAACUCGAAAUUUAG